AAUACACCAGUGGGCACUCCGAUUUUCAUAGUGAACGCCACGGAUCCGGACCAGGGGGCAGGAGGCAGCGUGCUUUACUCCUUCCAGCCUCCUUCCAAUUUCUUUGCUAUCGACAGUGGCCGUGGCAUCGUGUCGGUGAUACGGGAGCUGGACUACGAAGUGACUCAGGCAUACCAGCUCCAGGUCAACGCGACGGACCAAGAUAAAAACAAGCCACUGUCCACUCUGGCCAAUCUGGCAAUCACCAUCACAGACGUGCAGGACAUGGACCCCAUCUUCAUCAACCUGCCCUACAGCACGAACGUCUAUGAGAACUCACCUCCGGGUACCACCGUGCGGAUGAUAACGGCGAUCGACCAGGACAAGGGCCGUCCCCGGGGCAUCGGCUACACCAUUGUCUCGGGUAACACCAACAGCAUCUUUGCACUGGACUACAUCAGCGGAGCCUUAACCCUGAAUGGGCCGCUGGACCGGGAAAACCCCUUCUAUAGCGCUGGAUUCAUCCUCACAGUGAAGGGGACAGAGCUGAACGAUGACCGCACACCCUCCAACGCCACCGUCACCACCACCUUCAACAUCCUAGUCAUUGACAUUAAUGACAACGCGCCCGAGUUCAACAGCUCGGAGUACAGCGUGGCCAUCCCGGAGCUGGCCCAGGUGGGCUUUGCCCUUCCCCUCUUCAUCCAGGUGCAGGACAAAGACGAG
This is a messenger RNA of Fulmarus glacialis (Northern fulmar), 705 nucleotides long. RefSeq names its product cadherin-23-like. The annotation marks the transcript as partial. Lineage: Eukaryota; Metazoa; Chordata; Aves; Procellariiformes; Procellariidae. Gene Ontology annotation, biological process: homophilic cell-cell adhesion. Gene Ontology annotation, cellular component: plasma membrane. Gene Ontology annotation, molecular function: calcium ion binding. The record is from RefSeq and is a predicted model, not a curated record. The transcript has 5 exons.